Molecule: messenger RNA, 7792 nt
Organism: Strigops habroptila (Kakapo)
Lineage: Eukaryota; Metazoa; Chordata; Aves; Psittaciformes; Psittacidae
Gene: ZNF319
Product: zinc finger protein 319
Exons: 2
Coding region: 1058-2710 (550 amino acids)
Source: RefSeq, a predicted model, not a curated record
CGCCGCCGCCGCGGCCGGCCCGGCCCGCUCCAAUCGCGCCCUCCUUCCCCCCGCGGCCGCCGCCCGCCCGCCUGCGGCACCGGCGCCGCCUUCUCUUCUUCUCACCCUCCCUCCCGGCUCCCGCCGCCACGCCGGCGCGGGGCUUGGGCGGAGCGUGCAGGCCGCGGCCCCGCCGGUGGCGAGCGGGCUGACAGGGGCCUCCCGGCCGCCAGAGGCUGGGGGCUCGGCCGCCGCCGCCACCCUUUGUGUGGGCCUCGCCGGGGCGGGCAGGAACCCCCUACCCCAGCCCAGCGCGGGGCCUCUAGCAGCGCGGCGGCGGGGCAGGCCCCGGGGCACCGUCAGCGCGCCGGUGCGCAGGCCGGCGGGGCCGCGGGAGCCGUCCCAUGGGGAGAGGCGAGCGGCGGGACGGGCCUGGCCGCGGGCUGCGGCGGCGGCCGCUGGCCUCCGAGCUCCCCGGCCGCCCCCGCGGCCCCCGGGCCCGCCGCGCCGCUCCCUGAGGCGGCCUCGGCCUUGGCCCGGCGGUGGGAGGCCGAGCGGGCCGCACCAUGCCGGAGCAGGCCGUGCAGCGGGCCGCUGCUCCAGUUUGAAAGUACCUCUGCGCUCCCGUCUGCUCUCCUGGAAUGGUUGUCGCUUCCCACCUCCCACGGAGGGAUGAGUUAGGCUCGGAGCUGGCGCCAGCUCGGGUACCCGUGCAGAGCCCUCGAGAGCUGUUCCCUGGGCUGUUUCCCUCACCCUUCCCAAAUGUGAGCGCAUCGCAGCCAGCACAGAGAAGGACCUCCUCUUGUCUUGCUUCUGCCUCCUGUUCUUUUGUUGGAAAAAGCCAAAUCAGAUCAGUCCACAAAGAACUUGCGCUGCUCCAAGUGGGAGGCUCUGGAAUCUCAGUCACUUCUUUGCUUCACUGGAUCCUGGCUGUCGGCUGGAUCUUCUGUCCUUGACUUCAGCAGAUCCGCUACGAGGAAUCAGGAUCUUGGAUACUUUCAAUUUUUGUUUUUGCUUGAACCUUCUCCACCAAGAAGCUGAAGCUGUCCCUGCUGAAAUCCCGUGCUUUUCCCCAAGCAUGUCAGAAAGUUGGCAGCAGCAACAGCAGCAACCACCGCAGCCACCGCAGCAGCACCACGCUGGGGCAGCCGCCCUCACAGAGCACUCCAUCCCGCCCAGCACUGACAGCUCCUUGGGCUGUGCUGUCUAUGGCAUUCUGCUCCAGCCAGACCCUGGUCUGCAGCACGCUCAGCACGCCUCCCUCCAGGUUGGAGACCUGUCCCACAAAUGUGGGGUGUGUGGCCACGACCUCACUCACCUCUCCAACCCGCAUGAGCACCAGUGCUUGCCAGGCCAUGAUCGCUCUUUCCAGUGUACCCAGUGCCUGAAGGUCUUCCACCAGGCCACUGACCUCCUCGAACACCAGUGCAUCCAGGUGGAGCAGAAGCCCUUUGUGUGCGGUGUCUGCAAGAUGGGCUUCUCCCUCCUGACCUCGCUGGCGCAGCACCACAAUGUCCACAACAGCAAUGCCAUGAAGUGCUCUAUCUGUGAGAAAACCUACAAGCCCCCCGAGGCAGAGCAUCUGCAGCCUCUCGACACCUCGGAGAAGCCCUACAGCUGCUCCAUCUGUCAGAAAACCUUCAAGCACCUCUCGGAGCUGUCUCGGCACGAGCGCAUCCACACAGGCGAGAAGCCCUACAAGUGCACACUGUGCGACAAGAGCUUCAGCCAGUCAUCCCACCUGGUGCACCACAAGCGGACGCACAGCUCGGAGCGGCCCUACAAGUGCACAGUGUGUGAGAAGACCUUCAAGCACCGCUCCCACCUGGUGCGCCACAUGUACGCACACUCCGGAGAGCACCUCUUCAAGUGCAACGUCUGCGAGCUGCACUUCAAGGAGUCAUCGCAGCUGCUGCAGCACCCCUGCACGCCCAUCGGGGAGCGGCCCUUCCGCUGUGGUGAGUGCCAGAAGGCUUUCAAGCGCCCGUCCGACCUGCGGCAGCAUGAGCGCACGCACAGCGAGGAGCGGCCCUUCAAAUGUGACCUGUGCCAGAUGAGCUUCAAGCAGCAGUACGCGCUGAUGCGCCACCGCCGCACGCACAAGGCUGAGGAGCUCUUCAAGUGCAACCUGUGCGAGAAGGGCUUUGUGCAGCCCUCGCACUUGGUGUACCACCAGCAUGUGCACGGCAUAGAAAACCUCUUCAAGUGCAACGUGUGCCAGAAGGGCUUCAACCAGUCCUCGGAGCUGCUGCGGCACAAGUGCGUGCAGAACGCGGAGCGUCCCUUCAAGUGUGGCAUAUGCAACAAGUCCUACAAGCGGGCCUCAGCGCUGCAGAAGCACCAGCUGGCCCACUGCUCUGAGAAGCCCCUCAAGUGCACGCUCUGCGAGAGACGUUUCUUCUCCUCCUCCGAGUUUGUGCAGCACUGCUGCGACCCAGCCCGCGAGAAGCCCCUCAAGUGCCCUGACUGUGACAAACGGUUCAAGUACGCCUCGGACCUGCAGCGCCACCGGCGUGUGCACACCGGCGAGAAGCCCUACAAGUGCCCCUCCUGUGAGAAGGCCUUCAAGCAGCGCGAGCACCUCAACAAGCACCACAGCGUGCAUGCUCGGGAGCAGCAGUACAAGUGCAUGUGGUGUGGGGAGCGGUUCCUGGACUUGGGCCUGCUGCAGGAGCACAGCGUCCAGCACACAGCCGAGGGCGCCUACCAGGUGGCUGCCUGCCUGUCAUGAGUCUCCCACCCCUCGGUGGCUUGCAGCUCGCAUGUGACGCUCCGGAGCCUCGGCCUCCCCUUCCCUCUUCUCGGUUGUAAAAAGAGUUUGGGGGUAGGGAGGGCAGGCAGGUAAACUUUCCUCUGGCCUCUGUGGUUGAUACACCACUUGUAUUACAGGGGUGACGGACGAUGUGAAAAGGUUGAAGGGGUGGAGAGGAAAGGAAGGGAGGUGGGGAGGCUAAGUGACGCCUCUAGUUGCCUAGUUCACGCUGUACCUGCAGUUCCAGUGCUGGGAGCUCAGCUGUGGGCAGCAGCCUUUCGCAUGCGGCCUUUUUUCUGUGCCCUGCCUGGUGGGGUCAGUGCAGAGGGCUGGGUGACUCUUCCUGAGAGGGCUUUUAGGAGAAGGGCAGAGAGAGCCAGCCCUCCCUUCUCCUGGGCUGCGCUGCUCAGCAAGAAAGUAGCACGUUUCCGUUGCUGGGAUCUUCCACCUUUCUUGGUCCAAGCUCAGUUGCAAGGACCGCUUCAGUUUGUUAGUGUUGAUUGACUGCCCUGACCUCCCCUGCUCUCCCUCUUUCUAGAGUGUAGAAAGGGAAAAGCCAUGGGGCUGCACAGCUCCAAAAAGCACUUUGGCAUUGCUGCUUUUGCAGUCGCUGGCUGUCAUACCCUGCAAGGGUCCUGGGCGAGCCUGCCUGUCCCUGCCAGCAGCACGAGGAGGAGUAGCAAGCGCUGUGCCACUACUGGAGAACGUGGCAAGGAGGGUCUCCUUGACCUGCUCCCGACCAAGAGCCUGCUUCCUGAGGGACCCAGCUCUCCUGACAAGACUCCCUCCCAGCCCCUGGGCCCCUUUGCACUGCUUGGGCUGUUAGCAUCCCUCCAGGGGCAUCAGGCAAAGGGCCCUCCUGGCAGUUCGAACACUAUAGGUUGAGAGAAUACUACUAAUAACCUGCAGUUUGAGAAGUGUUACCCUUGCCAACAGGAGCCCAUGCUGCCAGGAGCUUGGUGGCUGAUUUGCUGGGGGGAACCAGAGCAAGCCAGGAGCAUCCAUCCUGGCCUGCAGGCUGGGCUCUACAGGGAGGGGAAGGUCAGCAGUGGGUAAAGGAGGAGUGCAUUUUUCCCCUCUUGCGGGAGUCCUGUUUUACCCCUUUACUCUUUCUUUACCUCUUCUGUAUUUUUAAGGUUUUGCACAGUUCUUGUAAACAUCACUUACAAAUAAAUUUCCCCUAGCAAGGUUGAUGCAGCCUCAGGUGUUUUCCUCUGCAGGAAUUUGCUGGCUUCUCAUGACCGAGAGACCUGUUACAUGCCAGUUAGAUGCCUUGGAGAUUGAAGGUGUGCUCACUGGGUUGCCCAUCAGCCUUUUGCUCUCUGUCUUUGGAGACAUUAAGAUGUUAAACAUCCAUCUGUGGGGAUACUCAAGCCCUUGCUGGAUGUGGUCCUGGAUGACCUGCUGUAGCUGACCUUGUGAGAGCAGGUUGGACAAGAUGAUUCCCCGAGGUCCCUGCCAGCCUCAGCUCUUCUGUGCUGUUGGCUGUCCCUUGUGUGAGGUAGGAAUAUUGUGAUGAGCGGUAAUUAGUGAGCAGCAGCCAGUAAUGUGCUGCAUGUGCUGCACAGGUGAUGAGAACAAGGUUAAUAAAUGUUGUCCACAGCAAAUAUAGGCAGAUGAACCUUGAAGAAGGCUGGGCAGUACCUGCUUUGCUGGUUGGGGAUGCUCAUCUAAAAGGUGGAAAAGGACUUCUAUUUCAAGGAUGGUGAGGGGGGACGGGGACAAUUCAGUAAUAGGUCUGAUCCUGGGGCUCAGUCUUCUUCAUCUGCAGCUUUAAGUAGAUUAAAGCAGACCUUGCUCUGUGCUGCCCAAGGAAGAGGGACCGAUGGUUAUCUUCAUGCUGCCUCAAAGAUGUGGAACUUCCUACUGAGUUUUCUGUCUGUGUUUCUAUUUCCUUUUUUCUUGUUUUGUUUUGCCUUUUUUUUUUAAAAGCAGUUUGUUAAUAUUCAUUAAAAAUACUGUAUAGUUUAACUUGAUGUCAUACUGCAUCUUUUAAACAACAACAAAAAAGUGAUACCUUGUUUUUUUAAAGAUCUCUUUGGUUCUAGAUAGCUGGUUUUUGCUGUUUAAUAUGUAGCAAGUUCAAUGUAUGCUUUACUGUAGGAGUAAAAAUUACUCCAAGGAAGGCUAAUCCUGUCUUUACAGAAGGGCUUGGUGAUGACCAAGGGUGUGAGUAUGGACCAGGGCCAGCUGGGGAGCAUGACACCCAUCUGAGCCCCUGCUCUGAUCCUGCCCAGGGUCCACAUGGCUGCCACAAGUCCCACAGAGCCAGGGGUUCUGCAGCAGCCAGGAUCAGUGCUCAGAGCUGGAGGUUGCAGAGAAGCUCAUCUUUAGUAGGAGCAGGGUGUGAAAUGGAGGGUGCUGAAGCCCCCAGGGGCUUUUGUGGCUCUAUUUUUUUCCAGUGUAGCUGCUGGCUAGAGGAGGAGGUUGGAGGAAUUGUUGGCAUGGCCCCUGCGUGGCUGUGUCCUGUUCUCUUCCUUCCCCAGGUCCCCAGUGGCUGCCUGAGUGGCUGGACAGCCUCAGGUGCUUGGGGCAGAGGCGGGUGGCAGUGUGCCCCAGGCACAGCUCUGCACCAUGCGCUGGCCACCGAGCUGCUGGAUCACAUCCCCUUGGUAUCCCUGGGCACAGGGACUGUAGAGGAGUAUUUGUUUCCCUCAAGCUGCACAGCUGGGAAAGCCUUUGGUGUCCCAACAAGGAGCUCCAGCUCUGCUUAGGAUGUGGGGCCCCAUGCCUGGGAGAGAGGGGAUGCUGUAGGGAGCUUGGUGGGGACAGGCCCAGGUCCAGGUCAUCAGCCAGUACUUGCAGGCUGCUGCUUCCAGGUUCAAAAACACCUGGGUGCAGCAUUAAAGCAUCAUUAAGUAGGACUGGCUGUGGUUACUCUCUUGUUUGCUGCCCAAAUCCAGUACAAGCCCAUGUUGGCUUCUGCCGCCAGAUCUUGAUACUUGCAGGUGGAGGACCCAUGCGGAGCGGGCUGCUGAGUGGCCACCAAGAGCCUCAGGGGUGUUUUUAUAGGGAGGUUGUAUAGUUGGAAGCAGCAGGUAGAUCUCUGCUGCUGUGCCUUUGGGUCCUGUUUUGACCUGAGAGAUAAUGGAAUUGGCCAGAGGCACAUGGGUGUCGGGAGGGUGGUGCUGGGUGGGGAAGCAGGGGCUGUCUGGGGGCCCACCACCAAGGGCUCUGCUAACUGCUGAUGUUUCCUUUUCAAACCAAAGAGCAGUUGUGGCCAAAGCCUCUUGUGAGUAAAAGAUGUUCCUACUCUGUACAUGUGUUGCACUUUGCGUCUGACAUUUAUUUCAAGAGAAUUUCAAGCUUCUUCAUGCUGCCUCCGCUUGGCCUCUGGCAUCACUCACUGCCUCACAGCACCCAAGAGGGUCACGGUGCAGGAGCUAGUGUUACGUGUGUCUUCAAGAACUGGUGACCAGACCUGAGGAUGCUCUGUAGGACAGUGCAAGCACAGGAUGCUGCUGGGAAGGGUUCAGCUGGCCAGAGGCUGUGUGGAUGUUGUCCAGGAGAUAAGCCCUGCUCUCUAGGACUGCUGUUCUUCUGUCUUCUUGGGUCCAGGGAGAAAGUAGACUGUUAGCUGGGCUUUUUGUUGAUGUUCACUUCUUCUUAGCCUACCUACAGGAUGCCUUUAGCUAUGUCUCAGCCUCUUCCCCUCCACAGCUAUUUUGCUUGUACGUUUGUAAGAUAAGAUCUUCUUGGUUUCUUCACCCUUUGUUCAAUUCUUUAUUUGUAAGCAGCAGUUUGGUUUUCAUCCAUUUUUUUCCCAUUUUGAUUACGAGGUCUCUUCCCCCUUUCACACCCCAAAUUCACUUUGCCCUGCUCCAAAUUCCUCUCCCAGCCAAACCAUGAUGAUAAGGUCAGGUGUUGAGGGCACCAGUCUUGCUGGAAUGCAAUAGGUGCUUCUGGUCCUUCUCCCCAUGUGGCUGUCCAUCCCACUGGGCACAGGCUAUGCCUUUGGCUUAGCAGCUUGGCUUGGCCACAUCGUGCCCAUGGUGCAGCUCUGCUCUGGUGCGUGAGCCUGAGCCAGAGCAGGGCUGUAGGAAACAGGCGCUGGGGUGAGAGUGGCCAUUUCCAUGGUGGGUCCCUUUGCCACAUCUCCAGGGCUGGGCAUUAAGUCAGUGAAGGGCUGUCAGACGUUCCUGGGGAGAAGUCAUGGUACUGGGGGGGGUAAGGAGGUCGGACCACUCAGUUCCCUUGGGAAUGCCUGUGGAGCAGCUGUGGGCAUCAGGCAGGCAGUGGAGCUUAGUUGGCCAUGGCGUGGGCACCCCUAGGACCACAGGUAUCCCAGGUGGCCCUGACAGCUCUCUGGGGACCACGUGCCAUCUGUGCCAUCUGGGUGGGAAGAUGUGCACGCUCUGGUCUUGGGGCCCAUGCGAUGGAGUGGGGGGCGAGAGAGAAAGAGAAGGCGUCCUCUCACAGUGGUUUGGGACCACAUCUGGGUGCUCCAGCCUGGCUGUGCACUGUUAGGAGGGAGGAGAGCACUUUCUACACUUCCCUUGGGUAUUUACCAUCAAAUCAAGACUGCAGCCAGAGCCUGGCUAUUAGUAUGAAGUAAAAAACCCACUUGUUCAGUUUGACUGUUCCUCCCUUGGGUGGCAAAUACACCUGUGGAAAGUUCCUGCACACAUGAUGCUGAGAUGCAGUAACGGCCGCUGCAAGGGCCGGGGCCAGCAGCUGCCUCUGCUGCUUCCUGGGCAUGAAGAAGCUGCUGUCACAGCAUGCCUGGGGCGCUCAGUGGGAGAGCAGCACAGCAGGAGGGAGCUGGACCACGGGCUUAUCUCCAUAUCCUCUGGGCCAUGGAUCUGAGGGAUUCCAUGGCUGUGAGGUUUUCGGUUAUCCUGACCUGUGCUCAUGCUGCUGGCAGAGUUUCCCGGGGCCAUGGGGAGUUGCGGCCAAGGAUGCUGAGGUUUGUGUGGCUUGCAGUGCCUUUAACACUGCUCUCCGUGUGUUUCUAAGAUGAUAAUCCAUGUAUGUGUGUAUAUAUACUGUAUUAACACAUCCUGCUCUUCUGUGUGAGUGUCAAAUGGGUUUGCUUUACUAAUAAAUUUAUAGUUAUUUAUA